This is a messenger RNA of Poecile atricapillus (Black-capped chickadee), 1032 nucleotides long. RefSeq names its product PITH domain containing 1 (gene PITHD1). NCBI's taxonomy places the organism in Eukaryota, Metazoa, Chordata, Aves, Passeriformes, Paridae. Bases 16 to 870 code for a protein of 284 amino acids. Gene Ontology annotation, cellular component: nucleus. The record is from RefSeq and is a predicted model, not a curated record. The transcript has 6 exons.
GGUGACGCCAGGGAGAUGGGCGUGUCCUGUGAGGUUUGUGGGCGUGGCUUAGGCGGCACCGGGGCGAACCGUGAGGCGCUGUGGGCGUGUCCCUCCGCCGUGUGGGCGUGUCCCUCCGCCGUGUGGGCGUGUCCCGCGGCCGUGUGGGCGUGUCCCUCCGCCGUGUGGGCGUGUCCCUCCGCCGUGUGGGCGUGUCCCGCCGCCGUGUCCCGCCGCCGCGCAUGCGCGCUGCGCGGUACCGGCGCGGCCAUGGCGCACGGGCACGGGCCCGGCCGGUGCCGCUGCUGCGGGGAGGAGGCGGCGGAGCGCGGCGCGGCCUGGGGGCUGUACCUGCGCAUCGACCGGCAGCGCCUGCAGUGCCUCAACGAGCGCCGCGAGGGCUCCGGAGCCACCGUGUUCCGGCCCUGGGAGGAGCGAGGAGACCGCUCACAGUUCGUGGAAAGUGAUGAUGACGAGGAGCUGCUCUUCAACAUCCCGUUCACAGGCAGCGUGAAGCUGAAGGGAGUCAUUGUGAUGGGCGAGGAUGACGGGACACACCCGGCCGAGAUGAGGCUCUUCAGGAACAUUCCUCACAUGUCCUUUGAUGACACAGCCAAGGAACCAGAGCAGAGCUUCAGCCUGAGCCGGGACCCCUCGGGAGAGCUGGAAUAUCCCACCAAAAUUUCCCGUUUCUCCAACGUUCACCACCUCUCCAUGCACUUCCCAAAGAACUUCGGGGCGGAGACAACCAAGAUUUUUUACAUCGGCCUGAGAGGGGAGUGGGCAGAGGCUCACCGCCACCAGGUCACCAUCUGCAACUACGAAGCCUCGGCGAACCCGGCCGACCACAAGCUGGAACAAAUCACGCCGCAGACUCACUUCAUCUCCUGACGUGGCUGCCGGGAGCCUGCCCGGGGCAGGAACGGCUCCCGAGGCACCGGAGCAGCUCCGCUUUGUGGGACAGACGGCGGCGCGGUGUGAGGCGGCCCCGAGGGCGGCGGGGCCGGUGCCGGUGCCGGUUGUGACUGACAAUAAACGCUGCGGUGCAGAGCU